GACGACCAACGGCGGAAUUCUUCUUGUUGAUAGUAAGUUCAAUGCUCCCGAUUAUUGCGGAAGACCAUAAGAAGACAUCGAAUACUGCAUACCAAGGGGCAGGCCUUUAGGAAGCUCAAUGGUCAAAUACCUGCCAGUAAAACACAACAAUGACUCAGCUCGACGAUCGCUUGGACGAUUUCCUGCGAGGAAGAAAGCAGAAAGGCCGAUUCAGGAGUCUCAAAGAAUACGAUACAUCACCACAUUCUGGUCUCACAGAUUUUUCGUCAAAUGACUAUCUCUCAUUAACUUCCUCUGAAUCAUUGCGUUCCGCGUAUCUUGAGCGCCUUGCCAACAGUCCCCAAAUACUCGGGUCGACAGGCUCUCGACUGCUCAGUGGCUGUAGUCCUGCCCAUUCUGCCCUGGAAAAUCGUCUCUCAACUCUCUUCAAUUCCCCAUCUGCGCUCCUUUUCAAUUCAGGGUGGGAUGCCAAUGUGUCCUUUUUUGCCACGGUUCCCCAAGCGUCGGAUUGGGUCAUUUGUGAUGAGCUAGUCCACGCGUCUGUUCAUUCGGGCCUAAGGUCAUCAAGGGUACCUCCAGAGAAGAGGCUGAUCUUUCCUCAUAACAGUCCAGAAGGGUUGGAGAAAGUGCUACAACAAAUUGCUCGAAAUCCCAGCUCUGGGCACGAUUCCACCGUAUUUCUGGCGCUGGAAAGUCUGUAUUCGAUGGACGGGGACAUGGCUCCCCUUCCCCUUCUGCUAGACAUUUUUGAGCAAUAUGUGCCGAGGACUAGACAGUGUGUUGUAGUAGACGAGGCGCAUUCAACUGGCGUUUAUGGCGAGCAUGGUAAAGGUCUAGUCUAUGCCUUAGGUGAGGAAGGAGGAUGGGCACCAGGAGAUGGCAAUAAAAGGGGGAAGUCGAGGGUGGAUGUGAGAUUGAUGACGUUCGGCAAGGCGGUUGGAUGCUCUGGAGCGGUUUUAUUAUGCUCGCCUACCGUGCGGACCUUCCUUAUCAACUUUGCUCGGCCCUUUAUUUUCUCCACCGCUAUGCCUCAUUCAACGGUAAUCGCACUCCAAUGUGUCUGGGACCUGUUGCUCGGCUUAGAAGGAAAUAAGCGUCGUGAGAGCCUUAUGGCUAUUGCUGCUUACAUUCAUUCCCUUUUGAAUGAUCUUUUACGAAAUACUCCUGCCGAGAUUUUGCGCCUUCCCCCAAACUCUGGUGCCCAGUUCACUUUUCAUAUUCCCCCUCAUGAUACUGAGAGCGUAUCAUCUAGCCCGUUAUCCCCUAUCCUGGGGUUACUGACUCCGACGCCGCAUGCUCUAUCUGCAUUUCUUCUAGAGAAAGGUUUCAUCGUGAGACCAGUUGUACCACCCACUGUACCCCCAGGGGCCGAGCGCGUUCGUAUAUGUCUUCGCGCAAGCAUGGACAAGAAGGUCAUCGAUCAACUGAUGGCUGCUUUAAGAGAAUGGGUGGAGAGCAAAAUGAAUGUUGGCGUCAUGAGAGCAAAACUAUGAGAACAUGUUUUGAAACAAGCAAAUUAGCAUACUUCACAAUAGAUUGACAACAUCGUGUAACUGUGCAUAUAAAAAGCGCCCCAUCUUUUUACUAUAUCAAAUCAUCGCAUAUGAAUCUUUAAUUACUAGGC
Molecule: messenger RNA, 1624 nt
Organism: Cryptococcus deneoformans JEC21
Lineage: Eukaryota; Fungi; Basidiomycota; Tremellomycetes; Tremellales; Cryptococcaceae
Product: 8-amino-7-oxononanoatesynthase, putative
Exons: 4
Coding region: 150-1493 (447 amino acids)
Biological process (GO): biosynthetic process
Molecular function (GO): transferase activity; pyridoxal phosphate binding
Source: RefSeq, a predicted model, not a curated record